AUGGAGCAGAAGGAAGGGAAGCCCUCUGAGGAUGGGACCACCGUCUCCCCAGUUGCAGACAACCCUGAGAUGUCAGGAGGUGGAGCCCCUGCAGAGGAGACCAAAGGCACAGCUGGAAAGGCCAUCAAUGAGGGGCCUCCUGCCGAGGCAGGAAAGCAGGAAAAGGCACCAGCUGAGGAUGGCAUUUCAGCGGAACUCCAGGGGGAAGCAAAUGGAUUAGAUGAGGUCAAGGUGGAAUCUCAGAGGGAGGCUGGUGGGAAAGAGGAUGCUGAGGCUGAACUUAAAGAGGAGAAUGGUGAGAAGGAAGAGACCACUGCGGCUUCUCAGGAGAUGACUGGCAGGAAAGAAGAGACCAAAUCUGAACCCAAGGAGGCUGAGGAAAAGGAGGAGAGCGUGCCGGCCUCUGAGAAGCAGAAGGCGGAGGAGAAAGAGGCCAAACCUGAAUCUGGGCAGAAAGCCGAUGCCAACGACAGAGACAAGCCUGAACCUAAGGCAACUGUUGAGGAGGAGGAGGCCAAGACAGCCUCUCAGAAGGAGACAGGCCAGAGGGAGGAGCGCAGCACUGAACCCAAGGAGAAGGCUAGUGACGAAGAGGCCAAGGCUGAAUCGCAGAAGAAGGCUGUUGUGGAGGAUGAGGCUAAGGCUGAACCCAAGGAGUCCGAUGGGAAAGAGGAGGCCAAACACGAUACAACAAAGGAGGCUGAUGCAAAGGAGGAAGUGGAGGAGGCGGAGGAGGCAGAGCCAGGCAGUCCCAGUGAAGAGCAGGAGCAGGACGUGGAAAAAGAGCCAGAGGGAGGGGCAGGGGUGCUUCCCAGCUCCCCAGAGGAGUGGCCUGAGAGCCCCACGGGGGAGGGGCACAACCUCAGCACAGAUGGGUUGGGUCCAGACUCCGUAGCUUCUGCAGAGACCAGUCCUUCAGCCAGUGAGUCUUCACCCAGCGAUGUGCCCCAGAGUCCCCCCGAGUCCCCUCCCUCAGGGGAGAAGAAGGAGAAGGCACCAGAGCGCAGGGUAUCAGCCCCUGCUCGGCCCCGGGGGCCCCGAGCACAGAACCGCAAAGCCAUCGUGGACAAGUUUGGCGGGGCAGCGUCUGGCCCUACAGCCCUGUUCCGGAACACUAAGGCAGCCGGGGCAGCCAUUGGUGGUGUCAAGAACAUGCUCUUGGAGUGGUGCCGAGCCAUGACAAAAAAAUACGAGCACGUGGACAUCCAGAACUUCUCCUCCAGCUGGAGCAGUGGCAUGGCCUUCUGUGCCCUCAUCCACAAGUUCUUCCCUGACGCCUUUGACUACACAGAGCUGGACCCCACGAAGCGCCGGCACAACUUCACCCUGGCCUUCUCCACAGCAGAGAAACUGGCUGACUGUGCUCAGCUGCUGGACGUGGAUGACAUGGUGCGGUUGGCUGUGCCUGACUCCAAGUGCGUCUACACCUACAUCCAGGAGCUGUACCGCAGCCUCGUGCAGAAAGGACUGGUGAAGACCAAGAAGAAAUGAGGAGGUGACUGGCUCUGCG
This is a messenger RNA of Piliocolobus tephrosceles (Ugandan red Colobus), 1510 nucleotides long. RefSeq names its product smoothelin like 1 (gene SMTNL1). The coding region runs from base 1 to 1491 and encodes 496 amino acids. The record is from RefSeq and is a predicted model, not a curated record. Gene Ontology annotation, molecular function: protein binding. NCBI's taxonomy places the organism in Eukaryota, Metazoa, Chordata, Mammalia, Primates, Cercopithecidae. The transcript is spliced from 7 exons.